Messenger RNA from Pteropus alecto (black flying fox), 1522 nucleotides. RefSeq names its product peroxisomal biogenesis factor 3 (gene PEX3). Gene Ontology annotation, biological process: protein import into peroxisome membrane. The transcript is spliced from 12 exons. Lineage: Eukaryota; Metazoa; Chordata; Mammalia; Chiroptera; Pteropodidae. Bases 260 to 1381 code for a protein of 373 amino acids. The record is from RefSeq and is a predicted model, not a curated record. Gene Ontology annotation, molecular function: protein-macromolecule adaptor activity. Gene Ontology annotation, cellular component: peroxisomal membrane.
CCUGGGUGCCCCAGACUUGUGAGCGGCGACCGCGGCGCGGCGGCAGCAACAGGAAGCGCAGCUGCUCUGCUGUAGUCCACGCCCCCUUCCCGCUCCGGUGACAGUGUCUGCGGAAAGUCGUGUCUGUGAUUUCUGGAGAGCAUCGACCAGGACAACAGCGGUCCUGCCGGGUCGUCCAGACCAGGUGACAAACGGUUUCCUGGUGAACCACCCCACCCCCACCCCCAGCCCAGGCAGCCCGCAGUCCCAGGGCCCGAAGAUGCUGAGAUCUAUGUGGAAUUUUCUGAAACAUCACAAAAAGAAAUGUAUCUUCCUGGGCACGGUCCUCGGAGGAGUAUAUAUCUUGGGGAAAUAUGGACAGAAGAAAAUCAGAGAAAUGCAAGAAAAGGAAGCUGCAGAAUACAUUGCCCAAGCACGACGACAGUAUCAUUUUGAAAGUAACCAGAGGACUUGCAAUAUGACAGUGCUGUCCAUGCUUCCAACACUGAGAGAAGCCUUAAUGCAGCAACUCAAUUCUGAGAGCCUCACAGCUCUGCUAAAAAACAGGCCUUCAAACAAGCUAGAAAUAUGGGAGGAUCUGAAGAUUAUAAGUUUCACGAGAAGUACUGUAGCUGUAUAUAGUACUUGUAUGCUGGUCGUUCUUUUACGAGUCCAGUUGAACAUUAUUGGUGGAUAUAUUUACCUGGAUAAUGCAGCAGUUGGCAAAAAUGGCACCACAGUUCUCGCUCCCCCCGAUGUCCAGCAGCAAUAUUUAUCAAGUAUUCAGCACCUCCUCGGAGAUGGUCUGACAGAAUUGAUCACUGUCAUUAAGCAAGCUGUGCAGAAGAUUUUAGGAAGUGUUUCUCUUAAACAUUCUUUGUCCCUUUUGGACUUGGAGCAAAAACUAAAAGAAAUCAGAAAUCUCGUUGAGCAGCAUAAAUCUUCUUCUUGGAUUAAUAAAGAUGGAUCCAAAUCUUUAUUAUGCCAUUAUAUGAUGCCAGAUGAAGAAACUCCAUUAGCAGUUCAGGCCUAUGGGCUUUCUCCUAAAGAUGUCACCACUAUUAAACUACUCAAUGAAACUAGAGACAUGUUGGAGAGUCCAGAUUUUAGUACAGUUUUGAAUACCUGUUUAAACCGCGGUUUUAGUAGACUGCUAGACAAUAUGGCUGAGUUUUUUCGACCUACUGAACAGGACCUACAACAUGGUAACUCCAUGAAUAGUCUUUCCAGUGUCAGCCUGCCUUUAGCUAAGAUAAUUCCAAUAAUAAAUGGACAGAUCCAUUCAGUUUGCAGUGAAACACCUAGUCAUUUUGUUCAGGAUCUAUUGAUGAUGGAGCAAGUGAAAGACUUUGCAGCUAAUGUCUACGAAGCUUUUAGUACUCCUCAACAACUGGAGAAAUGAUAUUUUUGCUUUCAAAAAAAACUAAACUGUAAUUUAUUUACUUUUAGAAAUAUACUGAAUAAGUCAACAAUAUACAUAGGGUAAUGACUUGUUACCAACAUGCCUAAUAAAAAUAUAUUCUUAAGCUUUUCAUUUUGUAAU